Molecule: messenger RNA, 1359 nt
Organism: Sinocyclocheilus grahami
Lineage: Eukaryota; Metazoa; Chordata; Actinopteri; Cypriniformes; Cyprinidae
Exons: 2
Coding region: 119-1300 (393 amino acids)
Source: RefSeq, a predicted model, not a curated record
GUUUUAAUUCCAAAGCCAUCUUAAUUAUUCUUACAAAGGAGGACUUGAAACAAUCAGGAUCAUUGUAUUGUUCAACAAGGGUAAGAAGGAUAAGACGGCCUCUCUGCUUUGAACCACAAUGAAUCGGGUGGAAGAAUGGGUUUUGGAGAACAAGGACAAGGUCGAGAAAGGAGUGGAAAUCAUGGGGCAAGGUUGCGAGGUUUUAGCAGCCACCGUGGGACAAUUUCACCCCAUCCUGGAGGCCGUGUUUUUGGCCUCGGCCGAGCUCCUCGGAAACCCAGAAGGCAAAGAGGCCAAGUUUCUUGCUGAGCAGUUUGAAAAGAUCAACCAGAAACUUGAAGGUAUUCAAGAUGAAAUCGACCAAAUUGCUUUGGAGAUGCAGCGGACGACCAUGAAUAAGCAGAACUUUGACUGCGAGGCGAAGAUAAUAAGUCAGUAUGAGAAGUUUCAAGACUUUGUCAAUGCUAAGCCCAAGUUCAAGGAGAAGAAGAAGGAGAAGUUUAUAACCCAGUAUGAGAACACUGGUGGUGAUCUGAACAUUGGUUCUUUGUACAAUGCUGUAACUGGAGAGAAUAUCUCUGGAGAUGCCAUGUUGGACACGGUGGUGACCACAGAGCAAAGGAGCAGGAAGCCAGUGGAGGAGUUCUGUGCCAGACUGAAAAAGAUAUUUGUCAUGGGAAUUAUAGCAGUCAUGGGUCACGCCGCCCUGAAAGAGGGAGCUGUAGGCGAGGGCAUGGUGAAGAAAUGGCAGGAUCGCAUGGAAGACGUAGAGACACGCAUGAAAGCGGCGGUGGAUGACUGCAUUGAGAAUUUCCCUCUGCAGGCCAAAACGGAUGUGGAGCGUCAACUUCUGGAGCGACAAGCCAACGUUGACCCAGAGUUCACAGGAUUUCUACUGGAUAUCCUUGCGAAGAAAUAUUACUGGGUUUUCUGGUCAGUUCGGGUCUUCAACCACAGCGGCAUAUUCUUCUGGAAUUGGCUCGCUGGCAAAAAGUACCAUGGAAGUGGUGGAGGUGGCAACUUUUUUGAUCUUCUGACCCCAAACAACAUCAGAAUCGUGGUGUCUUUCAGUGCAGACCCAAAACCGAUUAACAAGAGCCAGAUUGUAGAUCAGAUAGAGAUGCAAAAGUUGAAGGGGAACAUGCAGUCUGUGGCUCAGACGCUGUGGAAGAUGCUUCCCAACACUGUGGUCCAUGCCAUUAGCUGCUAUAAGAAAGUAGAAGAGAAAAACAACUUCCAGCCAGAAUGUUUCUACUUUGGGAGGCACAAAAGGGCAUACCUGUGCAUUCAUUCUGAAUAGACAUGUGAAAAAUUUAAUUGGGAAUCACUCUUCUACAUAUAUACUUCUGGUUUAUAAAU